Messenger RNA from Paramacrobiotus metropolitanus, 1614 nucleotides. RefSeq lists its product as uncharacterized. Bases 118 to 1452 code for a protein of 444 amino acids. NCBI's taxonomy places the organism in Eukaryota, Metazoa, Tardigrada, Eutardigrada, Parachela, Macrobiotidae. The transcript has 7 exons. The record is from RefSeq and is a predicted model, not a curated record.
GUGAUCCGUUUGUGUGGGCACUGGAAUCCAGCGCCUACAAAACGCACUGUGCUUUCUGUUUCUAUAAGAGCGAAUCUUUAAGGACGUGUGCCGGAUGCCGUUUGCACCGCUACUGCAAUGCUACCUGUCAGACCGCCGACUGGAAACUGGAGCACAAACUGGAGUGCGCAACCCUGGCCAAGAUGGACACGGGAACGAAGAUGGAGGCGGUCCGCCAAUCGUCGGGCUGCGGGACAACUUUACAGUUUUACACCGCCCCUGGAGUUAGUCAUCAAAAUGGCCAACAAAGUCAGGCUGAACACGAUGGUGAACCUCCCCGGCAAGGGAGUGCGCCCUGCGCGGGAGCUGGUGGAGAUGCUGCCGCAACAUCCGGCGUAUCAGGACAAGAAAAGCAUGCAGAAGAGGAUGGGACUUCCGGACGUGGAGCCGCUCUCGGGGGUCGCUGUGCUGGAUAUCCUCACCUACCACGCCAUUGUCGCCUGCAAUACGGAGACCAUCUACAAUACGGUCAGCGGCACCGCACCCAUUGGAUUCGCCGUGUACCCGGUGAAGCCGCAGCGCCUCAUGACGGCGGUGUGCUGGGAUGUCAAUGUCGUCAUCAACUUCCGGGGACGCUGUAUGGUCAUCCACGCCACCGAAGACAUCCCCGUGUACAACGGGAUGAAGGAUCUGCGCUUCAGUAAUUUGCGACAACAGUUCUUCUCGACGAGAGACGAACGUCGUGGCAAUUUUGAGAAGAGUACCGGCGGACAUCCGUGCACAUGCCGGAAAUGCACGGAGAAAUAUGAUGCUGAGAUCAAUAUGCUGAAGUGUGUGACUGCCGGCUGCAGCAGUCGGAUUCCCAGCGACCGGCGGGCGAUGGAAGCAUGCACGGAUUGCGGCGCCGUCAACGGCGAACGGCUGAAAGAAUUCCGUCGUUACAUGCAGCGGUUCGCCUCCAUUAAGGCCAGCUAUCCCGCGCAGCCCAAGAUCACCAAAGCCCAGGGGAUGCUGCUGUGCGAGGAGAUGGACGCGGCCGGCAUCCUGCAGCCGGAUGCGCAUUUUCGUUUUGUCUGCGGCUGGGAACUGCCGCGCAAGUACUUCCUGGAGGACCGCUUUGAGGACGGCUGGAAGAUGACACAGGAAGUGGUCGCCUGUAUGCGAAGCAUCUAUCCCAAGUACGAAACGUACGGCGCUGUGCUGCUGACGCUAGCUACCAUGCAUGCCGCCGAAGCGUUGGAAAAGCACGUGGUGGACAGAGUGAAGAAGCUGCCGAAGCCGGCAAAGAAACAGCUGGAGAAGCUAUCCUCCGAAGCUUUUCGCGUCCUUAUCGAAUACUGUCAGGCGGCGCUGCAUAUCAUGACGGUGGUGUAUGGGGAGGAAUCCGAGGAAGCCGAGAUUGCCAAUAAUCAGCUGACUGGAGUAACCAAUCAGUCGCGCAAAAUCGCAGCCAUGUUUCGCGCUGGUAAAUAAACCCAUCGAUCCGGGGGUGUAGUGUUGUUCUGACAAUGCUUCUACUUUUUUUUCUCAAGCGAAACCGUUGAAACGGCGAGCUAGCGUUGUUCCACUGAGUGUGCAUAAUUAUGUAAGCACUGCUGAAGUGCCUCUCCUUUUUAACAUUGUUUCCGAAUCACG